AUGACCCCUAGUGUUAUCCAAGAUGAUCAACCUCGAUUUGAAUCUUUAACUCCAAAAGAUUCCUAUCUUGAAAAGACAAGACAAUUGCCUUAUUCAAUCCAGCAACAAGCUAAUCAACAGUCGAGUUUUGCUUCGAAGUUGAUUGGUGAUGCUCUUGCCAAUCACAUUGCUGAAAUUGACCACGACCAAUGUGAUGCCGGUGAUGAAGAUUCAUUUUUCGUUUGUGAUUUAGGUGAAGUAUUGCAAUCGUUUAGAAUCUGGAAGGAAAAAUUACCCCAGGUUCACCCUCAUUAUGCUGUCAAGUGUAAUACCAAUUUAGAAGUUAUCAAGCUCUUGGCUAAGUUGGGUGUUAGUUUUGAUUGUGCGUCCAAGACUGAAAUCGAUACUAUUAUUAACUUGGGCAUUGAUUCGGAUAGAAUUGUCUAUGCUAACCCAUGCAAGACCAAUUCGUUUAUUAGACAUGCGAAGCAGACUAAUGUCAAUUUGACCACAGUUGAUAACGUGCAAGAAUUGUACAAGUUGCAAAAGCAUCAUCCAGAAUGUGGAAUUUUGAUUAGAAUUGUCACCGAUGAUGAAACCGCGCAAUGUAGAUUAUCCACCAAAUUUGGCUGUUCCUUGGAAGUAGCAAUCACUGAAUUGUUACCGUUAGCCAAGGAAUUAGGACUCAAUGUUAAGGGAGUUGCGUUCCAUGUUGGGUCAGGCGCUAAGGAUUUCGAUUCGAUUUACAAAGCCAUUAGAGACGCUCGUGCUCUUUUCGACGCCGCUGCUGAAUUCGGUUACAGCUUGGACGUGUUAGAUAUUGGUGGAGGUUUCGAAAGAGAAACUUUUGACCAAUCUUCCAAGAUGGUUACGUUGUCCUUGGACAAAUUCUUUCCCGAAGCUUUUGUCAAACAACACCAAGUUAAGUUCAUUGCUGAACCUGGAAGAUUUAUGGUUGCAAAUGCCUUCACUUUAGCAACCCAUGUGAUCGCAAGAAGAGACAUCAAGGAUGCCGAAAUCAGAGCCAUGGUUUACAUCAAUGACGGAGUUUAUGGAAACAUGAACUGUAUUUUAUUUGAUCAUCAACAUCCCCAGGCUCAUGUUUUGACUCAUAAUAACAAGUUUUAUUAUGAUAGUGUCCAGUCGUGUCCUUACCGAUUCUCGAUUUGGGGACCAACUUGUGAUGGAUUGGACUGUGUGUCUAAUCAAGCCAAGUUGAGUCAUGAUGUUCAAGUUGGCGAUUGGUUAUAUUUUCCCAACUUGGGAGCUUACACUAGUGCCGCUACCACUUCUUUCAAUGGAUUCAAGGGGAAUGCUCAUGUUAUUUACGUGGCAUCAGAAGAACUUCCUUGA
Spathaspora passalidarum NRRL Y-27907 is the source of this 1332-nucleotide messenger RNA. RefSeq names its product ornithine decarboxylase (gene SPE1). The transcript has a single exon. Gene Ontology annotation, cellular component: cytoplasm. The record is from RefSeq and is a predicted model, not a curated record. Gene Ontology annotation, molecular function: ornithine decarboxylase activity. NCBI's taxonomy places the organism in Eukaryota, Fungi, Ascomycota, Pichiomycetes, Serinales, Debaryomycetaceae. Bases 1 to 1332 code for a protein of 443 amino acids.